UUGUGGUGUAUGUCUUUAGUUAUGCUUAUGAGCUCAGUGUAAUACAGGCUCCUCUGCUUUGCCUCUCUGAAGCCACCUGCUGAUAGAUUGUUGUAAAUAUUGUUACACUUUUUCUGUUCUGUGCUAUAAAAGUUUUAACUCUGUAGGUCAGAGGACACGCUUUCCUCACCAGAUAAUAAACCUGACGGUGCUUUUCACCUUAUCAAUGCUUGUAUAAAUUCUUUUUUCCUACAAAACUCUGUAGUCAAUAAACUAUCACACACACACACAUGAGUGUUUCCUGUCUCUGAUGUUCUGGAACCAAAAGGGCUGGAUAAAUGUUGUUGGAAUCAGAGGAACAUCUAUGAUCAGCCAGGUAGAUCUGAGAGUCUAUGUGGAGAUACGGUUUUAGUGUGUCUUUGGAUCCCGGCCCUCAUGUGAGAGAGACAGGAAGUGGGGUGGUCUCUUCAGCAGCCAAUGGCAGAACAGGAUUGGUGAUAUCAAACAGAAGGACCAAUCAAAGUGAGCGGGACGGUCCAGAGUUGGGUCCAGUCUCUGCACAGUAAGAUCAGACGGCCCAACUGAACUGAAGUAUUUAUGCAGCAUACACAGUGUAGUACUGAGUAUUUCCUGUGAAGUACGCAGUGCGGUACCGGUACCAUGGACUCUGAGGCUCCCCCCACGCUCUCUCUCGUCUCUGUGUUGUCUCUGCUGGGCUGUAGCCUCCAGCUGUUGGUGGCUGCCCUCCUCACACACAGGUAUGGUGGGCGGAGCUCCAAGACGGACUGGUGGAUCCUGCUGUGGCUGUUCUAUGAUGUCAUCGUCCACCUGACGCUGGAGGGUCCGUUUGUUUACAUGUCUCUGGUUGGGACAGUGGAGACAUCUGAAGGUCCUCUGGCUGAACUCUGGAAGGAAUACGGUAAAGCAGACAGUCGCUGGUUGGUUUCUGAUCCAAACAUCGUCUCCUUGGAGAUUCUGACAGUGGUCCUGGACUCUCUGCUAGCUCUGCUGCUGAUACAUGCAGUGCUCAAUGACAAGUACUACAGACACUUCCUGCAGAUCACUCUGAGUGUGUGUGAGCUGUACGGCGGCUGGAUGACCUUCUGUCCUGAUUGGCUGCUGGGCAGUCCUCACCUAGACACGUCCAACCCGCUCUACCUGUGGGUCUACCUGGUCUUCUUUAAUGGACUCUGGGUCCUGGUCCCGGUUCUGCUGCUGGUCCAGUCCUGGUUGUGUCUCCAGAGUCUUCAUGCAGUCAAAGAAGACAGAGCAUCGGCGCAGAGGAAGAAGCUGUAGUCAGUGAACCUGUGAUUGGGAACCUUUCACUGUUGAGCUCAUCGUUUUCUCAGACUGGUGACAGAAAUGAUUUUGUAGCAGGAAGGAACCAAUCAUAUAGCUGGAUCAUCACUAAAACUUUUAUUAAUCUCUAUAAAUAAAAUCUUGAGUUUAAAC
Poecilia latipinna (sailfin molly) is the source of this 1431-nucleotide messenger RNA. RefSeq names its product EBP like (gene ebpl). NCBI's taxonomy places the organism in Eukaryota, Metazoa, Chordata, Actinopteri, Cyprinodontiformes, Poeciliidae. Gene Ontology annotation, cellular component: endoplasmic reticulum; membrane. Gene Ontology annotation, biological process: sterol metabolic process. The record is from RefSeq and is a predicted model, not a curated record. The coding region runs from base 640 to 1275 and encodes 211 amino acids. Gene Ontology annotation, molecular function: cholestenol delta-isomerase activity. The transcript has 4 exons.